AACUUACUUUUGAAUUAAAAAGUUGUUAAAUUUUGCUACAUUAAAAGUUUUUUUCUUGUUUUGAAAAUGAAAACUUUUACUGCUACAGUUUUUGAAAAUCUCAUUGCUCACUGAUUUAAAAGUUUUUACUUUUAAUUCGACUGUAAAAUUUCUUUCAUUUUGACGUUCUCGUGUAACCGUGUACGCCUAAGUCGCAAAUGUAAACAAACACUUUGGUGGGUCCGGUGGUGCUGGUGAGUCUAGGACGCAAAGCAAAGCCGACCGCGGCAGCAGCCAGGACUCGGACGCGGAAACCAUCGUGAGCCAAUCAGCAGCAGCGGAACGCCUUCGAAGGAGGGUGGUGCAGGAGCGGGACGAGGUCGAGUGCUCGAAAAGGACAAGGCCAGCUUCCUGCAGGAACUGCAGCUGUUCCACGGCCGGAAUGCGUAAGAAGGAAGCUUGGGUGUUUUGUGGGGUUUGUGAUUGAUUUUGUUUGUUUUUGUAGGAUGAGAGGUAGGAAUGUGGAUUCGCACCUGUUGUAUUGGGUGGUGGUGGCCCAGGAUUGGUGGUUGAAGGUCAAUUCGCGUGAGGACUGGGCGAGAUCAUCGAGGAGAUGGCGCUGCCGAAGCGUUGCGUGCACAACGAGAUUGCGUUGAAGAAGAUUAACUUCCGGUUUUUGGACAAGUACGAGACAGGUGAUUUUUACGGUGAGGAGAAGGAGCCGACGAAGAGGAGGACGUCGAGAAGCGGGAUAAUUGGAGGUAGCCAGAGCGGAUGUUGCACUCGGUGCCGGCGGUUUACAACACCUGAGACAAAAAACCGCCCACAAAUGCUCAUCUCGCGACGGCGCAGCUCCAGCCGAAUGAACCCUAGACAGCGUGCCGAAAAAAUCUGUGUCAUUCUCGAAGGAGGAUGAAGUGCUCGAAAUCGAAUUCCGUUCCGAGGGCCUCAUCAACCCAAUCUUCCGGAUGCGCUUCCAGGAUCGGGAACUCCCCGUUCAGGCACUUUACUUUCCAGCCGGGAAACGUCGACCACCCUUCCCGAAUCAAUGGCCAACUCCUCCAAGACUGUCCUGAUUGAGGCCGGAAACGUGACCAUCGUGUUACACUGCUAUCGCGCGUCGAAGCCUCCAUCCGGAACCGUCCAGCCUGGGGUAUUCGGAAGUGACCGGAAGCGUUAAAUACAAAAAAGUGUUUUUCUAACAUACUGUUUAAUUUUUUUUAAAUAAAUCUAAAACACCAAGCACAUUUUUCUGAAAUUAUCGCUGUAGAGCUAAAUGUUGUGUAUUCUUGCCAUUAAAGGUUUCUUUUCCAAUCAAAAGUAAAAUACUUUUACCAAUACAACGAUUUUGUUCCAUAAAUGCAUGGUAGUAUCAAAAACUUUCCAACUUUUAAAUUGAAAAGUUUGAACUUUCUACGAAUAUUCACCAACGCGAACUUUUAAUCCAGCGAACGAUCUUUUUAAAUUUAGAGUAAUUUUUCU
Culex pipiens pallens (northern house mosquito) is the source of this 1461-nucleotide messenger RNA. RefSeq lists its product as uncharacterized. Bases 593 to 895 code for a protein of 100 amino acids. NCBI's taxonomy places the organism in Eukaryota, Metazoa, Arthropoda, Insecta, Diptera, Culicidae. The transcript has 2 exons. The record is from RefSeq and is a predicted model, not a curated record.